Molecule: messenger RNA, 348 nt
Organism: Iphiclides podalirius (scarce swallowtail)
Lineage: Eukaryota; Metazoa; Arthropoda; Insecta; Lepidoptera; Papilionidae
Source: the annotation of a GenBank genome assembly
AUGCUCUUAUUGGCGAUAAAAGAAGCAAGAGUCAAUUUCGUUACGGAAAGAGAAAGGGUGACAAAGGGAAAAGGAGAUGGCAGUGGUGGGUUGAAACGUAAUAUAGGUGGUGGUUCAUUUAAAAAACUAGAUUCAUUUUUCACAAAGAAACCAAGGCUUCAGAUUGCUCACUCGAGAAAUUUACCUACAACAACUACAGAUAAUAAUAGUUGUAAUGCCGAAGCUUCUGCUUCUACUGCUAUAUUGCCUACAUUAACCUUAGAUGAAGAAAAAAUCGCUCUCCUGUUAUCAACGAUAUUCAGCCUAUAUUAUAUGCAUCGAAUUCUGAUUUUGAUCAGUUUUGUUCGA